Molecule: messenger RNA, 667 nt
Organism: Lolium rigidum
Lineage: Eukaryota; Viridiplantae; Streptophyta; Magnoliopsida; Poales; Poaceae
Product: calvin cycle protein CP12-1, chloroplastic-like
Exons: 1
Coding region: 69-437 (122 amino acids)
Biological process (GO): negative regulation of reductive pentose-phosphate cycle
Cellular component (GO): chloroplast
Source: RefSeq, a predicted model, not a curated record
AACGCAUGGUCUAGUUACAGCUUAACCACAAAAAUCCCAUAUCGACCGACGAGCUAGCUGCUGCUGCAAUGGCGUCUGCGCUGACGAACGUGAGCCUGUCUACCUUCGCGGCCGCGGCCCGAGGCGACGUCCUCGCGAGGCCGCAGGGCCCCGCCCGUGUCACGUUCCCGAUGGUGAGCCGCGUCGUCGCUUGCCGGGCCGGCGGGCCUGCGACACCGCCGGGCAUCUCGGACAAGGUGUCGGAGAGCAUCAAGGAUGCCCAGGAGGCGUGCUCGGACGACAGCGCCAGCGGGGAGUGCGCGGCGGCGUGGGACGAGGUGGAGGAACUCAGCGCCGCGGCCAGCCACGCCCGCGACAAGCUCAAGGAUUCCGACCCGCUCGAGAACUACUGCAAGGAGAACCCGGAGACCGACGAGUGCCGCACCUACGACAGCUGAGCGUACGUGUUAAUUAAUUUGUUCUAGACUGGAAGAUAAGAUCCAUACUUGAAGGGGUCGCUCAUCACACAAGAAAUGAUACUUGGAGGGGAGUGAAAAAGAAAGAAAUCAAGGUUUUUACUCGGUGAAUAUGCACCAUGAUUCUGUGUUUUCUCCACCUCUGUUGUUGCUAUUCAAUAUACACCUGUAUGUAAUUGAAAAUGAUUAUAUGAAUAAUCAUAUUUGUAUGA